CGGGCCGGCCCCGGCCAUGAGCGGCAACCCGCAGCAGCAGCCCCCGCAGCCGCGGCGGGUCACCAACGUGGGCUCCCUGCUACUCACCCCGCAGGAGAAUGAGAGCCUCUUCGGCUUCCUCGGCAAGAAAUGCGUGACGAUGUCUUCAGCUGUUGUUCAGGUAUAUGCAGCAGAUCGCAAUGCCAUGUGGUCAAAGAAAUGCUGUGGUGUAGCUUGCCUUGUAAAGGACAAUCCACAGAGGUCAUAUUUUAUCAGAAUAUUUGACAUUAAGGAUGGGAAAUUAUUAUGGGAGCAGGAGCUGUACAAUAACUUUGUAUAUAAUAGUCCUAAAGGAUAUUUUCAUACCUUUGCUGGAGAUACAUGUCAAGUUGGUCUUAAUUUUGCUAAUGAAGAAGAAGCUAAACUAUUCCGCAAAACAGUAACAGAUUUACUUGGACGACGGCAGAGAAAAUCUGAAAAAAGACGAGACCCACCAAAUGGUCCAAAUCUACCAAUGGCAACUGUUGAUAUCAAAAACCCUGAAAUUACAACUAACAGGUUUUAUACUCCACAAGUCAACAAUAUCUCAUAUACCAAAGAAAAGAAGAAAGGAAAAACUAAAAAAAGAAGAUUGACAAAGGCAGAUAUUGGAACACCAUCUAAUUUCCAACACAUCGGACAUGUUGGUUGGGAUCCAAACACCGGUUUUGAUGUGAACAACUUAGACCCAGAACUGAAAAACCUGUUUGAUCUGUGUGGAAUUUCAGAAGCUCAACUAAAAGACAAAGAAACUUCAAAGGUCAUAUAUGAUUUCAUUGAAAAAACAGGAGGUGUGGAAGCUGUUAAAAAUGAACUGCGCAGGCAAGCUCCACCUCCACCACCACCGUGCAGAGGAGGACCCCCUCCACCUCCACCACCACCUCCCCAUAGCUCAGGCCCUCCUCCUCCCCCUGCUAGGGGCCGAGGGGCACCGCCUCCACCUCCUUCAAGAGCUCCCACAGCAGCACCUCCACCCCCGCCUCCAUCUAGACCUGGUGCCACAGUGCCCCCACCUCCUCCAAACAGGAUGUAUCCUCCACCACCACCAGUGCAUUCAUCAUCUGCACCAUCGGGCCCUCCUCCACCGCCGCCACCACCAGCAAGUGGGUCAUCUGUCCCUCCGCCACCACCUCCUCCUCCACCCCCUCCUGGUCCUCCUCCGCCACCAGGCCUUCCUUCAGAGGUUGAUCACCAGCUUCCAGUUCCUGCGGGAAACAAAGCAGCACUCUUGGAUCAAAUCAGAGAAGGAGCUCAGUUAAAGAAGGUAGAACAGAACAGUCGACCAGUGUCCUGCUCAGGAAGAGAUGCACUGUUAGACCAGAUACGACAGGGUAUACAGCUGAAGUCUGUAUCUGAUGGUCAGGAGAGUGCACCACCUACACCUGCACCCACCUCAGGAAUUGUGGGUGCAUUAAUGGAAGUUAUGCAGAAAAGGAGCAAAGCCAUUCAUUCUUCAGAUGAAGAUGAGGAUGAAGAUGAUGAAGAAGACUUUGAGGAUGAUGACGAAUGGGAUGAUUGAUCAUAUAUUAUUAUUAUAUAUAUAUUUUUUAAGGUGAAUGAUAUACUAAACACUACUUUCUGUCUAUGGAUUCUGUAAAAUUAUCAUGUAAAUGUUCUACCAAUUUGCUGUAUAUUUUUGUUGCCUUUUGCUUUUUUAUUAAUCUGUGCAAUACCUCAUUUAAUCUGUAAAGGUUUGUCAUAAUCCUCUACAAAGCUACUCCCUGUUAAUGUGUGCAAGUUUACACCUGGAUGAUCAUGUACAUGUGAAUACUUUCCAUUCCAUCAAUAAGGGAGUUUAAAUGUAAUAUGUGAGACUGACAAAAACCUUAAUGUAAUUUAGUUAUAAUGCAAGAAGGAAGACAAUAUUUUCAUACCCUACUUUUUCUGUAUCUAAAUUUUCUUAUUAAAACCUAGUAUAGCACUAUGUUCUUUAAGUGAUGCAGCUCUUAGUUUAUUUAGCCCCUUCAUUUCAAAUGCAAUGCUACGUGAAUGUUGAGGCUGGUUUAUACUAUUGCAUGGUUUCAAUUACAUCACAACUUUGCAGUUCAAAUCUUAGCAGUAUGCUUUACAUAGAACAAAAUCACUACAGAAAUACACAGCUAGUUGUGAAGAUUACCUUGCCCUAACUGUAGCGAUGCUGACUGCUGUUGAACAGCAGUAGUCAUUAAAUCCUUCAAUUAGGGAGCUCUCUAUCUGAAGUUAAACAGGGUGGCUUUACGUUGUAAUAGUGGUAAAGGCAUCUUUGAUGCAGACAAGUUCAGUCUUUUAGUUUUCCUCCCUUCCCAGCUCUUACUUUCAGAAUGAAGAAGUGUAAAUUACUGGGGGCUAUACUGGAGGCUGGCGAUUGCUACAGUUUGAUUUAUUUUUAAAAUCAGUUUUAUGUGGUUUUCAGGCUGAAGGGCUGCGUUUAAUGCUUGCUUCGAUAAUGUUUAAUUACUUUUUAAAAUUUGUAGGACAUUGGUGUACUAAUAAACAUAAGUGGUAUUA
Molecule: messenger RNA, 2505 nt
Organism: Phalacrocorax carbo (great cormorant)
Lineage: Eukaryota; Metazoa; Chordata; Aves; Suliformes; Phalacrocoracidae
Source: RefSeq, a predicted model, not a curated record